GGAAUCUACAAAACCGAACUACUGCAAGAUGGUAUCAACCUUAUGUGGUUUGCAAACCGAAAUGACGAGGGCGUCAUCUACCAUAAGUAUUUUAAUCCCAUGCCUGUUGAGGUCGUUGCACUCGUGCUUACAGCUAUUGAAUGCUGCAUUGAUGAGUUGUUGCAAGGGCUGAAGGAAGAUAUCAAAUUCACGUUGGCUGCUUAUGGAUUUGUCUACAAAGGUCAUUUGGACUUGUUGCAGUGCUUUCAGGAGCGCACGGCACCUUACAAACUCCUCGACAGAAUUUGUCUCAAUCUGCACGACACGGCUCGG
Molecule: messenger RNA, 312 nt
Organism: Suillus subalutaceus
Lineage: Eukaryota; Fungi; Basidiomycota; Agaricomycetes; Boletales; Suillaceae
Exons: 2
Source: RefSeq, a predicted model, not a curated record